Messenger RNA from Corticium candelabrum, 10422 nucleotides. RefSeq names its product dynein axonemal heavy chain 6-like. The transcript is spliced from 42 exons. The record is from RefSeq and is a predicted model, not a curated record. Gene Ontology annotation, molecular function: ATP hydrolysis activity; minus-end-directed microtubule motor activity; ATP binding. Gene Ontology annotation, cellular component: dynein complex. Lineage: Eukaryota; Metazoa; Porifera; Homoscleromorpha; Homosclerophorida; Plakinidae. Gene Ontology annotation, biological process: microtubule-based movement. Bases 1 to 10188 code for a protein of 3395 amino acids.
AUGACAUCUGACAGACCUAAUGCGAUAAAGGCUGCUUGUGUCCCAGGCAUCCUGGAGAUUCUUCAAUCAAACAACAGUCACUUGGAUCGAAUCCAGAAAUCUUUGGAGGAUUACUUAGAAAUGAAACGAAACGAGUUUGCAAGGUUGUACUUUCUAAGCAAUGAGGAAAUUCUUGAUAUUUUGGCCAAUGCAAAGAAUUUUAAGAGAAUACAAGGUCACAUAAUCAAGUGCUUUAGCAAUGUACACCAGUUGGAGUUUUCAGAUGAAUUUAAGGUUUCUCCUGCUGUGACAAGCUUGGUAUCUGCAGAGGGGGAGAAAGUGCCAUUGCCAAAACAUUUGAGAGCAAGGGGAAGUGUUGAGACUUGGUUGAAGCAAGUAGAGGGAGCUAUGUUUGCAACUAUUAAAAGAUCUCUGGGUGUAGCAUUAUCUGAUUAUAAAAAAUCUAAGUCACGACAACAAUGGGUGUUGGCUCAUUUAGGACAAGUGACUCAAGUUGCAUCUCAAGUAUUUUGGACAGACGAGGUAGUGAAGUGUCUUAGUUCAGACGAUGUCCACCGUUUGCUGUCAUCUCUACAUGUGUUGUGGGUUUCUUAUGUUACUGAUCUUGCUCAGCUUGUACACACACCCUUAGAGCCGUGGAGACGUGAAGCUGUUAUUGCCUUGGUAACUAUUGAUGUACAUGCACGAGAUGUUAUCAAACUUUUACUUGAGAGUGGAGUGCAUGAGAUUGGAGACUUUGACUGGGUCAGACAGUUGCGGUACACAUGGGUAAGCGAUGCCAAUGGUUGUGAUGUAUGCCAAGCCAGUGCGACGUUGCAGUAUGGCUAUGAAUAUCUCGGUUGUGCUCCUCGAUUGGUGAUGACUCCUCUUACCGAUCGCUGCUACUUGACUUUGACUGGGGCUUUGCAGCUUCAUCUUGGUGGCUCAGCAGUUGGCCCCGCUGGCACAGGCAAAACAGAGACAGUGAAGGACUUGGCAAAAUCAGUUGGAAAACACUGUAUGGUUUUUAACUGCUCUGAUGGUUUGACAUACCAGAUGCUAGGAAAGUUCUUCUGUGGCAUGUCUCAGUCAGGGUCUUGGUGCUGUCUUGAUGAGUUUAACAGGAUUGACGUCGAGGUCUUGUCUGUUGUUGCACAGCAACUUCAGUCAAUAAAGUCAGCCAAAGAUCAGCAAGUAACCACGUUUUUAUUUGAAGGCAAGGAGAUUAUUUUAGAUGACAGCUGUGGUGCAUUUGUUACUAUGAAUCUAGGGUAUGCAGGUCGGGUUGAACUACCAGACAAUGUUAAAUCGCUGUUUCGUCCAGUGUCAAUGACAGUUCCCGACUCUGACAUGAUAUCAGAGAUAAUUCUUUACUCACAAGGUUUUACUUCAGCUGCUGUUUUAUCAAGAAAAAUUGUUUAUCUUUAUCAUUUGGCUGAAAGACAACUAUCUCAUCAGCAUCACUAUGAUUUUGGCAUGCGAGCAAUAAAAUUGGUUUUGGUGAUUGCUGGUAGCUACAAGAGAUUGAGCAUGUCUGAAAGAUCGUGUCAUGACAAGUCAGAAGAAGAACAAGAAAUGAUGUUUUUAAUCAAAGCUUUACGCAAUGCCAAUGCCCCCAAACUUCUAGCAGAUGACGCUAUUCUUUUUGAACAACUGAUCAGUGAUGUGUUUCCAAACAUACAGCAUUAUCCAGUUCAGCCAUCGAAUGUUCUCAAGGCAGCCAUUGACUUGAUUUUGGUACAUUUGUCUUUACAAAAUUCUGAAAGUCUCAUACAGAAAUGUGAUCAGUUAUAUGGUACUUUGCGUGUUUGUCAUGGUGUCAUGCUUGUUGGUUUGACUGGAGGUGGAAAAACUACUGCUAGACAUGUCCUUGCCCAGUCAUUAAACAUUCUGCUAAAUGACAGUUUGGGACAUCCAGCAACAUCAAAGCAGCAAUCGCCAUCGUCAUCACAAAGCUUUUCUAGUUUGAGAACAUCUUCUAAACAAUCGAUAUCUGAGCGACCUAAGUGUGAGCUAGCGGUAACAAAGGCUUCUGUGAAUGUUGUUACUGUUAACCCAAAAUGUGUCAGUCUGUCUGAACUGUAUGGACAUUUGGAUUCAAACACACUAGAGUGGACUGAUGGAUUGCUGUCACAUACUGCUCGUUCUUUCGCCAGGCGUAUUGCUAUUGUUUCUUCCUCACCUCAAACUUGGAACUCUAGGUUUAUGGGAAGUGGAGUUGCAAGGCAACUGUCAGCAACAACUAGUCUCAGCAGAGACAGUGCCCAGAAGAGUGAAGAUGAGGGCAGCAAUUUAUUGAAGACCGCAAUGACUGAAUGGAAAGAAUUUGUGGAGUCUAAACCAAUCACAUUUGCUUAUCAGUAUCUACCUAGCAUUUCAGGACUGGUUGAGUCUGGAGAAUUACUGUCUGAAGAGGUCGCUUCAUUUGUAGCCGCUGAUCGUGACGUUGCUCCAUAUGGGUGGUUCUGGCUCGUCUUAGAUGGCCCCGUGGAUACUUCAUGGGUUGAGAAUCUUAACACCGCAUUGGAUGACAGUCAUGUGUUUUGUCUUGCCAAUGGAGAAAGAAUUCCAAUUGGUCCUGGAUUAAGGAUUGUUUUUGAAGUUGACAGUUUAGUCAAUGCAUCUCCAGCUACAGUCAGCCGCUGUGGCAUGGUUUAUAUGGAUCCUGCAGAUCUUGGUUGGAAACCUUACGUUGAGAGUUGGAUGAAUUCGCUUCCAAAUCAGUUACCAGCCAGUGCUCGUGAGCAUCUCUGGGGUUUAUUUGAUCACAGCAUUGAUAAGGGUUUAGACUUUCUCCACAAACAUCAAUCCGAGCAAGUCCUUCCAACUUGCAGUCUUGGAGUUAUAACAACUCUUUGCAAAUUACUUGGCUCAAUCUUGUCUUAUAUGGCAUCUAACAAGGGCUUUGCUGCUACUUUUGCAGAAGAACAGCAACAGCAGCAGCAGCCAGAUGUUGACAGAAUGCCAACAUUUAACUACAAUUUAUUUUUCAAAUCAGAUGCAAAUCAGAUGUUUGAUGGAGGUGCCAUUCAACGGAGAAGCUACAUCAGUCCACAGGAUUUUCCUAUGCUGCUUAGUAAACUGUUUUUGUUUGCUUUCACAUGGUCUUUUGGGGGCACGUUGACUGAUGGUGGUUAUGGAGAGGACAACGACGGCUUGAUGAACUUUUUGGAGGGCAAGUCUGCAGAAUCUGCAGUUGGUCUUACAUAUCAGGGAUUGCUGGGAGGAGGACCCAGAGCAGCAUUUGAUGUGCUUGUACGUGACAUAUUUAGAAAUGACAUACCAGUUGGCAUUAGAUUUCCAUCCACAUUGCACUCUGUGUUUUCUUACUAUGUUGAUAUGGACACAGGGAAUUUUGUUCAAUGGCGUGACUUGUUGCCCAAGCCUUACUCUAUUAUUGAAAAGAGUCUGUCUUUUGGAGACAGCAAUAUGAAACAGCAAUUGGUGAAGCACAAUUUGCUAACUGAGUUUAACCCAAUGAGCGAGACAAGCGGAGCACAGGCCUUUGUUCCUACAGUUGAUGCCAUGCGCUUUGCUUUUCUUCUCAAUCUUUUAAUUCUUUGUAAGCAGCCUGUAAUUUUGUCUGGGGACAUUGGUGUUGGUAAAUCAUCUCUUGUUGCUCACGCUCUUCGCCUGUUUCAAGAAGGCAGCUCAUUUGUUGUGUCCAGCGUGAUGGGAGGAUUGCUAGGUGUUGCGGGUUUACUGCCUCGGUCACAUGAUGAAACACAGUUUAAAGUUGAAAGCAAAAGUAUUCAUAUGUCUCCUUUCAUGACAGCAAGACAACUGCAGAAACAGCUGGAGGGCUGCAUGUUGAACCUGGGGAAAAAUGUGUUUGGUAGUCCAGAAGGUUGUCAGACUGUUGUGUUCCUUGAUGAUCUGAAUGUUGUUCAGUCGGAUAAUUUUAAUGCACAGCCGCCUCUUGAAGUUUUGCGACAACUUCUGGAUACUGGGAAGAUGUUUGACGUUAAUAAGUUGAAAUGGAAGAACAUCUCUAAUAUGAACUUUAUUGGAACUUGUGGUCCAGUACAGAACAUUAGUCCAAGGUUUCUUCGACAAUUCAGUGUGCUAAAUGUUUGUCACCCUGGGAGCAUGACCAUGAAGCAAAUGUUUCAAGUCAUUUUGGGUUCAUUUUUGGAACGAGAACGCUUCGUAACUGAAGUAAAGUGUGGCCUGUUUUUCAUCAUCAAUACUCUUAUAUGCACCUAUCAGUACCUUGUGACAUCUCUUAAGCCAUCUCCAACUAAGCCAUUUUGUCUGUUUAAUAUGGCAGAUUUGUCAAAGGUUGUACAAGGUCUACAACAAGCCACUUCUGCCACUGUUGGUACAGAAGAUGAAUUUGUACAAUUGUUGUGUUAUGAAGCUGAACGUGUGUUCGCUGACCGGCUCUCCUGUCCUGCUGACAAAACUAUAUUUUUCAAAAGUCUUGCUGAUGCAACUAGAAUACAUCUAAAGACAACUAAGGCAGUUGAAGAAUUGAGAUCUUCAGACUGCCUUUACACUGACUUUGGUGAUCCGAGUGUUCCCAUAAAUGAACAGACCUAUUGCCUUGUUAGAGACAAAGGAAAGCUUGUUAAGGCUUUGGAAAGUUGUCAAGCUCGUAUGAGUUUUUUUGCUGGCCAGAUGAAGACAGUAGUGUUUUUUGAAGAGACUGUAAAGCAUGUAGUGAGAGCUAAACGCAUUCUGCGGCAGCCAAGAGGACAUUUGAUAAUGGUUGGUGUUGGUGGUGUUGGACGGCAGACUGUGGCUCAAUUGGCAUGCUUUAUUUCUGGAUUCGAAUAUUUUGCUGUCACUCAAACACGAAACUACACACACACAGAAUUUAGAGGAGAUAUGAAACGGCUCUACAUAGAAGCAGGAACUAAGAAUAAGCCAACAGUAUUGCUGUUGACAGAUGCACAUAUUAUUGAGAAAGCAGUUCUUGAAGACAUAUCUGCUCUUCUCAGUACUGGAGAGAUUUGUGACUUGUUUGAGUCAGAUGAGUUGGAGCCUGUCUUAACAGCAAUUCAGCCACUUGCUGCAGCGCAUGGAGUUCAUGUUCAGAGAACUAGUUUGUACUCCUAUUUCAUUGCUACUGCUUCCAAGAACAUACAUGUAUUCUUGUCACUCAGUCCAUCACAUCCUCAGUUUGCACAUCGCUUUCAUCUUUUUCCCGCUCUUCUUCGUUACUGUACAAUGGAAUGGUUUUGUGAAUGGUCUUCGGAUGCUCUUCAAGCUGUAGCAGAAGCAACAUUUAGUGAUGUCAGAAUGCCUCACUUUCAGAAACUCUCCAGCAAAGUGCCAGCGGCAUGUGUCAAAAUUCACAACAACGUUAAAGAAACAAGCCAGUUGUUUAGAGAGAACGAAAAUCGACAGUGUUAUGCUACAUCUGCAAAUUUUAUCAGUUUUUUGAAGGUGUUUGUGGUAGUUCUGAAAGAGAAGCAAAAUGAGCUGAUGAAGAAGAAGUUGCAAAUGAAUACUGGUCUUGAUCAGCUUUCAGAAGCUUCAGCCAUGAUUGCUAGAAUGCAGCAAGAGCUUGAGGCAAUGAAACCAAUUAUCGAGCAGAAGUCUGUGGCUGCUAAUCAGUUGCUGGCACAGCUGCAACAAGAGCAAGCUCGUCUAGAUUUAGGUCGGACUGAUGUAAAGACAGAAGAAGCACGAUUGGCUGUAGAAAUGCAAGGCCAUGAAAUUUCUUUUGAGAAGGCUAAGAAAACUUUGGACGAAUAUUUAUCUCGAGUGAAGGAGACUGCAACUAACCUAGAUACCAUUGAUAAGAGUGAUCUUGCAGAACUAAAGGGAUACAGUACUCCUCCAGGCCUGGUCAGGUCUGUUAUGAGAUGCGUGUGUAUCAUUCUACAAGAAAAUCCUGACUGGCCAACAGCUAGACGACUGCUUGGUGAUUCAAAGUUUCUUGAACAGCUAAUAGAGGUUGAUUUUGAGGAACUUCCAGAGCAGGUACUGUCAUCACUUAGUGGACAAGCUAUGAUAAUGGGUUUUGAGGAGCACAGUAUCGAACAUGCAUCAGUAGCCUGUAGGCCUCUUUACAAUUGGGUUAUGGCUUUAGAACGAUAUGGAGACUCUCAGAAGAGGGUGAAAGAGAAACGUGCAGAGUGUGAUGCUGCUGAGAAAGAGUUUAGUGAGGUUAAAGCAAAGCUAAAGGAGAAGCAACAGUUCUUGUGCAAAGUUGAAGCACAACUGGUUGAGCUGACACAGCAGACUGAAGAGAGUAUUCUGGAACGAGACGAGUUACAAGAGAAAUGCAUGCAAAACAAGCGACACAUAGAGAGAGCAACAGUGCUUAUGGAAGCUCUGGUUGGGGAACAGGAACGCUGGUUUAAUGCCUUGAUUGAGAUAAACAACAAGUUAGAUGUAAUUGUUGGAGAUUGUAUUUUGUCAGCUGCAUGCCUCAACUACUAUGGUCCAUACACGGCAUCAUACAGACAGUCAAUGAUUAAGUCAUGGCAAGAGUCUUGCCACGACUUGCGUACAUCUCCUCUUUACACGUUCUCUGGUGCUAUGGCAAGUGACAGACACAUUCAAAACUGGUGUUCGAAUGGCUUACCACAAGAUGCCACUUCAUUAGAAAAUGCAAUUUUGAUUACUACGCACCACAAAUGGCCACUUAUUGUUGACCCUGAAGGGCAGGCAAUGAAAUGGUUACGUGCCAUUGAAUCAAAGUCAGGUCUGAUUGUGCUGAACACUGCAGAACCAAAUUACAUGAGAGUGCUAGAGAGCUCAGUCCAAACAGGGAAACCUGUGCUUAUGGAACAAGUAACUAAUGACAUUGAUGUGGCUCUUGAACCAUUCUUGUUGCGUAAUUUGGUUAGAAGGUCAGGUCAGAUAUUUCUUAUGCUGGGCGACAAGGAGAUUGAUUAUAAUCCAAACUUUCGUCUGUACUUGUUUUCAAAGCAUGCCAGUUUUCAUUUCUCACCAGAGCUGUUCAACAAGGUGGCAGUUGUCAAUUUUGUAAUUACCUUUGAAGGUCUGGAGGAGCAGCUUCUGUCUGAGGUUGUACAGAUAGUGAAGCCAGCACUUGAGAGAGAACAAUCACAGCUUACAUCCAGUCUGACACAGGAUAGGAUUCAUCUGUAUAAACUUGAGACGAAAAUACUUAAAAUUUUACAAACAGCUGAGACAAACAUUUUGGAUGAACGGGAGCUAGCAGACACGCUACAGAACUCAAAACAACUAGCUGCAGAGCUGGCUACAAGAGUGACUGAGAGGGAAGAAACACAGUUGAAAUUAAUGGCAGCAAGAAACCAGUACCUUCCGGUUGCAUCAAGAGGAGCUGUUCUAUAUUUUGUGAUAAGGAACCUUUCUGAAAUCAAUGUUAUGUACCAAUUUUCUGUUAGUUGGUUCAAGAAUCUCUGCUCUUGUUGUAUCAGAGAUAAUAUUGGCGAAGAAUCCAACAACUCACCCUCAGAAGCAUCUUUCUCAUCUGACCAACAAUUCAACAGUGUGUUUUCGGAAGAAUCUGUUUCAAGCAGUUACCUUACUAGGCUCAUCAAUGUCUUAACCCAAGCUGUUUACCACCACACUACUCAAGUUCUGUUCUUUGAGCAUCGUCUUGCAUUUGCUUUUCUCACUGCUACAAGCAUAAUGCGGCAUGCAACAAGUACUACUGAGUCCAAACCAGCUUCAUCAAUCUCUGUUGAUGAAUGGGCUGUGUUCCUUAGUGGUGAUAUGUAUGGAGUGGGGAUUAAAGGCACAGUACAGCAACUGACAUCUUCGUCUAGCACAAAUCGUGUUUCUCCACAUUCACCACUGAAAUCAUUGUUUCCUCUCUCAUAUUCAGCUUCUGAACAACGUUCUGACAGUCAGCCAGUUUAUGAAAUGCUCUCUAAGCCAGAGGAUCUUUCUUGGCUAUCAGAUGCGAAUUGGUGUACGUUUCAACAACUUGGCUUUGCACUAUCAGCUUUCAUUGGUUUAUGUGAUCACCUUGUUGCCAAUCAACAGUUGUGGAUGGAAUUUUUUGACUGCUUGCAUCCCUAUAAAUUUCUUUCCAAUGCCUUUGAUGAAUCUGGCUGUGAUUGGCCUCUGCAGCCUCUAACAAGUUUUCAGCGUCUUCUUCUUACCAAGACGUUACGACAGGAUGCACUCUAUGACAGUGUAAGAGAUUUCAUUCUUGAAGAACUUGGAGAAGAGUAUAUAUCUACAUCAGUGACAAACAUCAGUGAUAUAGCAAAACACACAAACCCCAACCAGCCAAUAAUCUUUAUAUUGUCGCCAGGUUGUGAUCCUACAUCGCAACUGCUCAGUCUUUCUCAGACUAAGUUUGGGGAUUCAAAGUACUUACAUUUAGUCUCGUUGGGUUGUGGUCAACGCCAAACAAUAAAAGAUCUGAUUCACCAUGUUGCAGCAAGUGGCACUGGCUGGGUGUUCUUACAGAACUGCCACUUAGCUCCAUCUUGGAUGCCAUCUUUGGAACAAAUUGUUGACAGCUUGGCAUCUGAUGGAGCUGUACACUCAAACUUCAGGUUGUGGCUUAGUUCUUUGCCAACAGAAACAUUUCCAUCUUCAGUACUUCAGGUCGGAAACAAGAUUACAGUUGAACAACCACAAGGCAUACGGAUUAACAUUGAACAGAGUCUGGUGCUGUUGCAAUCAGGCAAUGUUAGAUGGAUUCCAGAACAAUCCAAAACCUCAUUUGCUCAUCUUUUGUUCAGUCUGUGCUUCUUCCACGCAGCGCUGUCUGAUCGUAAGAAGUAUGGCUCCAUUGGAUGGAAUGUUCCGUACGUGUUUAGCACAGCAGACCUUGAGGUUGCUGUUCAAGUAUUGACUGAUCUUGUUUGCACUUCUGAGUCAACACCAUGGAAAGCUCUACGUCACAUCACAGGAGAUGUAGUGUAUGGUGGAAGAGUAACUGACGAUUGGGAUAGAAGAACACUACGUUGUCUUCUCAAUUGCUUUUACGCAAGUGAAACAUUGAGUGCCAGUUGCUACAUGAACUGUGAGGACUAUCCGACUAUCAGUGACAUUGAUAGUUUGGUUAGACUAGAGGAGCAUGCCAGAAAAACCUUUCCCUUGCUAGACAGACCCGAAGUGUGUGGCAUGCAUCCAUUGGCCAACUCGAUAUACGCUGACAGACUGAGUCGAAGUCUGUUUGAUGUCAUUCUUUCCAUGCAACCAAACGUCGUCUCCAUGACAGCACAGUCUAAAUUAGAUGUCGCCUUGCUCGAUAUUGCAACAGACGCCCUCAGUAAUCUCCCCGAUUCAAUCGUGGCGAGUGACAUCAACAGAUGGUAUUCAAUUAAAGGGCAAUCAGAAGGCAUUCGUAUAGCACCGAGCUCAGAACGAGUGAGAACAAAGGACACUGCCAAAGUGGUGAAGAACGUGUCACAUUUGCAGCACGUCCUACUACAAGAAGUAAAGAAUUUUAACAAUCUGAUUCAAGUCGUUCGAGAUUCUCUCAUGUCAGUUAUUGAUGCUCUUAAUGGCGAAACAUUAUUGUCUGAUGAUCUUGAAGCUGUUUGCACUUCUCUUGCCAUCAACAAGGUGCCCGCCAUGUGGCUAAAGCAUAGUUACCCGACUCAACGACGACUUGGCAGCUGGCUGAAUGACCUAUCAGAAAGAGUGGAUUUUUUUACCUACUGGAUGUCGUGUAGAGAAACUGUGGAGAAACCCGUUACUGGUGUUGAGAAAUCUGAGUCAAAGGUGUCACCGGCUCUGUCUGCAUUGAAAGCUGUUGCUAUUUCAUCAUCAUUUGCAAGCAAAGGCUCUGCUUUGGCACAUCACUCUCCAGGUUCCUACUGGCUUUCAGCUUUCUUCUUCCCACAUGGGUUUCUCACUGCUGUAUUGCAGUGUCAUGCACGAAAGCAUCAUUUGGCCCUCAGCAACCUUCAGUUCAAGCACAUAGUACAAGCUGAGCUACCCAAGACAGACAACAUGCCACUUGAGAAGAAGACAGUGCCUCCCAAAGAUGGCGUGAUAAUUCAUGGCCUACAUCUCCAAGGAGCUGCUUGGGAUGCCAAGAAGUAUACGUUAUUCGAACCAGAUCAUUUUCAACAAUGUGAUUUUCCGCAAAUUCACUUCUUACCAGAGGAAGUUGGACACAAGGUUGGGCAUGAGUCACUAGAUGAGUCAGAAUCAGGGUCGUAUGAAUGUCCACUCUAUCAGUCAGCAUUAAGAGGUCAAGCAAACUUUGUCACCUCUGUUCACCUCCCUACACAGCAAAGCAAGCAACUGUGGGUCUUGCGUGGUGCCGCGCUGCUUUGUCAGCCAGACUGCGACUGAGUGAAAUGCGUAUAUUCGAGUAGCACCGAAAGAUCAUGGAGAUAACUGUAACCACGUGACUUGACAACACAGAAAUGUGAGAAUUAACUUCCAUGUGUAUAGAUCACAUCAUGUAGGUACAUCACAUCAAGUACUUUGGUGUAUUCUAUUUUCCUAUCGAACAGUUAUUGAUUAGAGCAUCUAAAAUAUGUUGUCGUCUACACUUGUACCUGCGGGGUCUCACAUGGAUACUGU